GAUUUUAUGAGCUGGAGGCUGGAAUUGUUUUUUUUUUCAAGAAAAUGAACUAGGGUAAGUGUACCAGUUAUGGCCAGAGUGGUUCUCUAUUUGGCCAUAGUGAAAAUGUAGAAUGCCUUCAAGAUUUGAAUUAUUAUGAAAGUUUUAAUAGCAAGAAUCUGAAUAUGUCUUGUCAUCAAAACUCUAAAACUCUGAAUAUGUCUUGUCAUCAAAACUAUCUCAAAUAACCAUUUUCAUUUUCAUUUAUUUAGUAUUACAUCAAAUUCAAGAUAAAACUGAAUCAACAAUAUUUCUCCAUAAUACACGGUUCGUGGCUGCCGCUGUCCAUCCUCGGUCGCGCCCGAUGCUCGCCAAGUCACGCUCCACCUGGUCCGCCCAUCGUGCUCUAUGCGCUCCACGCCUUCUUGUGCCAACCGGAUCAGUUGCAAACACUAGCUUUGCAGGGUUGUUGUCCGGCAUUCUUGCAACAUGCCCUGCCCACCGUAUCCUUCCGGCUUUGGUCACCUUCUGGAUGCUGGGUUCGCCGCAGUGCCGGAUUUAAGAGGCCCCCACAUUUCAGGGCCCCCACAAAAUUUAACUUCACAAAAAAAAUGUGAAGCAAGAUUAAAAAUAAUGCAAGAAACUUCUCUAGAAUUGAUUUUUAUCAUAAGAACUUCAAAUUACUGUCUACUGGCCAGAGUAUGUGAUACAUUGGUAUUAUUUUGAGAAAGAUUGCAAUUACUUCUCCAGAUAUUAAUAAAAAUCUAAAUUUUGCCUCCAAAACUUUUUUGUGCAAUUGCUGUAGCAAAAAUACCGGAAAUCCUGAAAAAAUCUUCGACUGAAUUCUAGAGGAACUCCAAACUCUAUGAGUAGCAGAGUCAAAAAUUCCCGCUGAAUUUCUUUUUUUUCUGCCUAGAGUUUUUGAAAACAUUUUGUUGAAUUUUCUAUAGAACUCUUGGAAGAAUUAAUUCUUUAUAAGGCAGUAACAACUGUUUUGCCACCUACUGUUUUUAUUUUUUUCUGUUUUAUAUCAAAUUAUUUCGAGCUUCUUUUUUGGUUUACGCAAAAUUUGUAUAACUAACAACGCCUGCUAUUGUUUUUUGGUACUAAGCAAAGCUUAAACAACAAUUUGGAAGCCAUUUGUAGUCUCAAAAAAUGGCUGAAUUUGACCGCGUGAAGAAAAUUAGCUCAAACUUAUUGUAAAAUUAUAGACACAGAGAACAGACAUCCAGGCUAGACCAAACUUCAUUCGGAAAGUUGUGUAAGGAUUUCAAUCUUAACUUGAGUAAGGUUACAAACCAAUACACGAUGAUAACACUAACGCCACCAAACACCGUAUUGCCACAGUCAGUGGUGAAUUGAAACAUUUCAAGUGGUGAAUUAACCUUUUGGAGCCGAUUUUUUCGCCACUGUCGACGCAACCUCGCUGGUGUCGAACACGUUUGUUAUGCUCGGUUUCAUCGCCGGGGUCGUAUAUGACCCCUCCGGCUCCAAAGGGUUAAAUUAGUAUGGGAAAUCAACCGAUUACAGCGCCACGCUAUUGCCACUUGUGUUGCCGAUUUCAAAUGGCCGUUAAAUUCCUUACACAGUUUCGGAACUGGACUUGGAUGUCUGUUCUCUGUGUUAUAGAUUUGGUAAUUAUUUUAAGAAAUAAUCAAUUUAUGGGUUGACAUGAGCUGAACUAUACACUUUAUAUUAACCCAUGGUAUCCUAAUCCACUCUAAAAUCUCUUUUCCGGCUUUUUGUCGAAGUCGAAAGAAGAAAAGUACCCUAAACGGGCAGUGACAAGAAUAUUGCCACCAGCGCUGGUGGCCUAAACGGGCAGUGGCAACUACAGGGGAUGGCCAAAAUGUUUGGGAUAGGCAUCUUUUUUUUUUCCUCUCACAAAAAUGUUCAACAUGCUGUAACUUUUCAUAAAGUGCAUCAACAAUUCUCAAGUUUUGACUGUUUGUUCACCUAUUAUAUGUACAUGAUUGGUACAAAUUUGAGCUCGAUUGGUUAAUCUUUCGCGAGUUAGAAUCGUUCUGAUAAAACACUAUUUUUUAGAAAACUAACUUUUGAACGGUCAUAUCUUGGAAACCAGUGAACCGAAUCGAAUGAAAUUUUUAACGUUUAUCAACAGUAUAUUGAUACUUGAUAUGACGCCAUAAAAUGUAAUAUUUUCUCACGAUGGACAAAGUUAUACCGGUUUGACAUUUUCACCCAUAUAGAGGAAAAUAAGUCAAAUUUACAAUAUCAUACAAAAAUUACUUAAUGCGUUAUCCUUUCAAUCCAAAUAGGCACUAAUACAUCUUAUCAGAGAUAUCUUGAGAACAGAAGCAGAAAAUCUUUGGAUAUCAAAACUAAAAUUAAAUGACAUUGAUGUAAAAAACUUACAUUUUUUUCAAGAAAGAUCCAAAAAGUUUCAAUCUAUGAUAACUUUUUUCAACGUUCAAAAAGUACCUAUGUUUUAAUGACAUGAGAGGCGUCAAUGUAUUCUUGAUAAACGUUCGAAAGUUCAUUCAAUUUAGUUCACUGGUUUCCGAGAUAUGACAGUUCAUAAAUUAGUUGUCUAAAAAAUAGUGUUUUACGAUAACGAUUCUAGCUUUGCGAAAGAUUAGCCAAUCGAACUCAAAAUUGUACAAAUGAUGCACAUAUAGUAGGUUAACAAACAGUCAAAAUAUGAGAAUUGUUAAUGCACUCUAUGAAGAGUUACAGCGUUUUGAACUUUUUUUGUGAGAGAAAAAAGUUGCCUAUCCCAAACAUUUUGGCCACCCCCUGUAUAUUGCCACUUUCAAAGCUCGUUUUUGGACUAAACGGGCAGUGGCAACUAUAUUGCCACCUAGAUUUGUGAAAGUUUGUUUCAAAAAAAAAAAUGUUUUGAGCAUGUAAUCAUGUAAUCACAAUUUCCAUAAUAUAAAGGGUUAAAAGAUUUUAUUUAGAAAUUUAUUUUCUAAAAGUAUUCUUAGAAUUCUUCAGUUUGAUUUCACUUGGGCACCUGACGAUUUACUCAAAUCGGAGAACACCUAAACUGUUGAAACAUCUUUUAGAUGAAAUCUAGCAUGAAUUUAAGAAUGGUUAUUUUGAAGAGUUUCAGUUUUUUUUUUAAUUAGGAAAUUUGCUUACUGAAAUAAGGCUGGAUCCAUAGAGAACUCCUGAUAAAAGCCAUAGAUUUCUUGAGAAAAAAAUAAAAGAAACUUGUGGCGAAAUUGAUAAAAAGUUUGUCCGGGUUUUCCGCCGAACAUUUUCAUGAAAUUUAAUAGGAAAUUCUAUUGAAAAUUCAGAAAUUCUAUUGGAAAUUGGAAGUCAGAAAUUUCUCCAGGUGCUUCCACCAACUAGCCCACCAAAUUUUGUUCAGCAUUUUCUAUUAUAAUUUCCUUUUUGAUUUCAUAAUUUUGUGGACUCCCCCUUGCACUCGCAUUAGAACUAGCAUUUGUUAAGUGUUCAUUCGUUAUGGUGAUCGACCAGCAACUUUUCCUGAAAUUGCAGCAGGGAUCCACAAGAAAUUCUCUUUGGAUUCCGUAAAAAUGACAGCACCGAUUGCACCACAAAUUCAAGAGAAAUUUCUUGAACAUUUUAGCUAUAAGUUCUAUUUGCAGUUUCUCUAUGAACUCUGGCAUGAAUUUCUACUAAAUCUGGGAUCUAAUGCUGUGAAAUGCAUUUUUCCUGCAUAUAAUUUCCUUUUACCAUUGUAUUCACGCUAGAAUUUCAAAUCUGUUAUGAAUAAAUUCUAUGGGUACCGUUGAUGGGGGUGACAAUGGGUCUGGGGGGUGAGAUUGGGUCAAAACGGAGAAACAUAAAAUUUGAAAUAGCUCAAUAACUAUCGCUAAUUUAUAUUGAAAACUUUAGAUUAUUUCAAAGGGGAGAUGUUUUUACACGUCAUGAUGCAGAAUAAGAUGUUUUGCAAUAAUCGUUUUUUGUAAAAUUUGUGGCUAAACUUAUAUGAUGAAACUACUAGUAAAUCACUCUGAAAAAAAUUCUCCUUCGUAAUGUUUAACACAAGUACUUAACCAUAAAUUUUCUUAUAAGUGGUUAGCUGUAGGUAUUACCUGGUUGAUGUAAUGAAAAAAGCGGGCUGUCAUUGCUCUUUUUAUUUAAAAACCUAAUAUUUUCGACCCUAUGUCUAAAUAUUAAAAAUGGGGGUGAGAUUGGGUCAAGCAAGUUAUCGAAUGCACAUAACCUUAACUAAAAAUUCAACUUGUUAUCCAGUUCCCAUUUGACGUUAGAGUGGGGCCAUGAUUACCGUAUUUUCACUAAAGCACGCUUUCUUUCAAAAAUAUGUCGAGAAGCGUCAAACGAGUGUGUUAAUACGUUUAGUGCCCAAAAUCAGUUAUAACAAUACACCCAUGCGUGUGGACAGCUCCUCUAAUCAUCAGCUAAUCUUUAGUGUACUGCAAUAUCGUAAGCUCACAAAAUAGACUUAACAUAAUAUUUGAACGACCCUCUAUCUUGAGAUGGAGUGAUUUGCUUUAGCAAUAUAGAGGCCAAUGAUCAUGUACAUAAGAGUUUAUAACGGAGGGUUUGGUUAAUCAUUUUUUAUGCAGUAUACAAAAACUAGUAUGUUUUUUUACAAUCAAUCUUUCAUUCUUUCUUCGCCCCUCCUUCAUUGUAAUCUCCCCUACUUUCAUGAAAGUUGAAACUCUUAAUGAGGAUGAUUAUGAUGGCUAAAAAUGGUGAUACAGUAUACAAAUGUUAUUUUAUCAAAUUUCAACCAUUUUUUCGGUUGUAUUAGCCCUUUUAGGUGGAUUUAUAAUCUUUUAAAAUUACCUAAGCUUUUAUUCGUCAUGAUAACAUUGUUUUUAAGUAGGUUUACUAUAUAUGAUCAAUCAAAUUAAUUUAUAUUCUUAGAUAGGUGAUUUCGAAUACUUUGACCCAUUCUCACCCCCUCUAAGGGGUGAGAUUGGAUCAAUUUUCAAUCAGUUGUAGUUUACUAAGCAAUUCAUAUAACGUGAUACUUCCUUGCUAAACUAUCAUUACCACAUAGGAGAGUAUACAUGCCAAAUAAAAAGUUAUUCCGAUUUCAAUUGCAUUUGUUAUUUAACAAACAAUCUUUGAGUAUCCUUUUUUGACCCAUUCUCACCCCCAACGACGGUAUCAACAUUUUACCUAGCUCUGCUUGUUGUUCUACAAAUGCUUCCUCAACGACAUUAAUACCUUCAUCAUUAUAUUUGUAAGAAUGAUUAUUAUUUUUCAUGUUAUAUCGGCAAAAAUAUAUCCUCUAUAUUAAGGCCCCCCACAACACUGUGGCCCCGGGCCCCCACAUUUAUAAAUCCGGUCCUGGUUCGCCGUAAAGUGCAGCGAGCUCGUGGUUCAUUCUUCUCCGCCACACACCGUUCUCCUGCAGACGUCCACACUCCUUAGCACGCGUCGCUCGAAAACUCCGAGUGCUUGCAGGUCCUCCUCGAGCAUGGUCCAUGUCUCGUACCCGUAGAGGAUUACCGGUCUUAUUAGCGUUUUGUACAUGGUGCAUUUGGUGCGUGGGUGAAUCUUUUUCGAACGCAGUUUCUUCUGGAGCCCGUAGUAGGCCCGACCACUAUGGCCAAAUAGAGAACCAGUAUGGUGAUAACUGAUUAACUCAGCCUAAACCGUGACAGUAAAAAAUCAGUAUCCAUCCACGCACACGGAUUGCUGUUAAACAUGAUUAUAUCAUAAUGAGUUAUAAAUAUCUUGGUUUGUAAUAAUUAAUUAUUAUAUUUUUGUUAGAAUCUCCUACUCGGCCUCGUAUUCAGGCCGUUUCUGUAGGGUAACCUUGAGUUUACCCCAUCACCAUGUACCUAUCUAAUAUAAUCUGUAAAUCAUUGUUUAACUCAUUUACUCGUUAUAUGUACUUUUUAAAAGGAAACAAGAGAAGUUGACUGUUUUCCUUUUGAGGGUAAAUUUCCAAUUAAUUAAAACCUAUAAUCUAGGGUUAAUAGCCAGAUAUUGCACGGUUUGGCACAGCUUAUAGACUCGUCAUUUAUGUCGAGGUUAAAUAAAAAGUUAAGCCUUUAUUCUAAAAAUAAACAAUUAAGUCACAGAUCGGCAUAAGUCACAUACGAUCAACGAUCAAUUCUGACUAUACAUGUCAAUGGUUGCUCCUCCUUGAUUGAUCUGAACUGGUACCAGUUGCACUGAGAUCCAACUGAAUAAGGGGCUGGGACAUUCCACUUAUUCUCAAAGCGCAAUUUUAGCAGCUCAUGCAUAUUUGAUCAAUAACGGCGCUGGCCAAGUCCUUAUAGUCAGCUGGGAAGGGAAAGGAAUGUUAGAGUGUACUGGUUGUUGCUACUAGAGACCGAGAGCACUCUGCGUCCCCACAACCCGCACGGACGGGGUAUUUGUUAGACGGAAAGGAUAGGAGAUCUGGGAGUCAUCGUUGGGUCGGUGAUGCGAUCCAUGGAUAGGGUUAUUUAUAGUGUUCGUGAUAGAUUGUGUGGUGAAUAAGGUGAAUAAGGUCAAGCGGCACAGCACGCUUUGGUUGCAUAACUUAUAGGCGUAUAUACACACUGUGCUGGGAGUGGAAGUUGGAAGAAGGGAGGGAAACGACUUUUUUCAAUUCGUUUCUGGUUCUAGCGAUGGCUAUGAACAUAUGAAUAUACAUAAGUUGUAUAUGUAGAGAAGAGAGAGCGAGAGAAAAUGGAUAGAAAGAUACAAAGUAGGAUGACAAGGACGGGCCAGGGAUUGAACCCAUGACCUUCUGCAUACGAAUCAGAAGCGGUAGCCACUAGACCACCAAGCCCGUCUUCACAGAUCGGCAUAAGUCACAUACAACUGAAAAAGUCUAUCAACUCGCCUGUGUUAUUAGAAUUUAUUGGUAUCGGUCGCACUAUGAGAAUGGAUCAAUAUACGAGUCGAGUCGACGAGUGGCUUUUGAUACAUAUAACCAUUAGACUGGGUCAACAAAGUCGAUUUUUUGGAACAAAGCUUUUUCGAUUCCUAUUAGCGUCCAAAACAACUGUGCAAAAUUUGGGAGCGAUUGGUUGCUUCCCAGUAUUCCGCAUUGCGAUUGAAAUUUGUAUGGAAUUUAGUAUGGGAAAACGUGCGUUUUUGCAUUUUUCUCAUAAAUUGAAAGUUCUUGUCUAAAACGAUCUAACUAAUUAAGUUGAAGUAUAGCCUAGGAUAUGCUGAAAAACUUUGCCGAAGACCGCAAAGUGAUCCGAAAAACUUUGCCGAAGACCGCAAAGCCCGGUUAUGCUUAACUUUUAACAUGUAAAGGAAUAACAUCAAUAAUAAAAUCUCAAUUUUUGGCCUAAGUUACCAGGCGAAAAACUUUUUCACAAGCGUCGGAUCACUUUGCGGUCUUCAGCAAAGUUUUUCGACAUAUCCUAGGCUGUAUUUUAGCAUCAUUAGUUACAUGGUAUUAGACCAAAAAAUUCAGCUGAUGAGUAAAAUGCGAAAAAGCACGUUAUCCCAUACUAACUUCCAUACAAAUUUCAAUCGCAAUGCAGGAUACGGGGACGCAACCAAUCGCUCCCAAAUUUUGCACACUUGUUUUGGACGCAAAUACAGAUUGAAAAAGCUUUGAUACGAUCAAAUUUAAAGUUUCUCCAUACAACUUUGACCACCUCCCAUGCAUAUCGUGAUCGAUUUGUCUGUAGCCAUUUAUUGCCAAAAUUAACCAUUAAGCUGCGUUUGUAGUACCGUACCGUAAUCGAGUUAACACUAAUAAACAUACAUUCGGACUCAGACUGUAGCACUCACUACUGAUAUAUCAAAGCAGGGAAUCCCACUACUUCCUUUUUUAGAACCGCUUUUUUUUCUUCGAAUUACGCUAUCUUCGUUUGUUGCUUAUUAUACCUGCUUCGUUAUAUUAUGCGCGACAUCGAACAAGCAGAUGUGCGAAAACGAACAACUAUUAAAACAAGUGUAAACGCGCUUCUAUAUGUUUUUGAUACCAUUAUUCCUUUAUUUGUCCGUGAUUUAGUUUAUUACAACCGAUCCACACUUUUUAUCAUAAUCGCGUGCUUCUACAAACUAUUUGCAAACACUUUUUAUAGGAUUUCUGUUUUUCAGCGAAACACACAAUACUGUUUCUCCUAUCGUACCGGUUUUACCCCAAGUUAACGCUAAUACUUUGUUUGUAUUUCAACUCUCACUGCUGCUCGUAAUCUCAACGCAACGGUGAUUGGGUUCAUGAUCUUGCCCUGGGAAUCCCUCUGCAAUUGUGGAUUGUAGUUUGAACCAUGAAAAAAUCAAAAUUUAAUUAUAACCACGUGGGAAUAAAUCAGUUUUCAAAUUCGAAAUUCAAAAUUCACAGCCGGAGUCAUCGUGUGCACACGGCUUGUGAGUCUUUGCUGAUAGCGGAUAGGAUUUUUCUAGACUCUCCUCCGUGUUGAAGAGCAUCGUCGUGUUACUUGUGAAAGAUCAAGUAUUGUUCUUACCAUUUACAUUUUUGCUUUCACCUUAUCAUUCUGACUAAUAUGCAGCAAUCGAGCGAUCGUGGAAUCCCGCUCAACGUUCUUGCUUAGUUUGCUCGCAACCGUGAGGCGGUGCAGAGGUUUCGAGAGCAUAGAAAAUAAGAAUUUGCAUCAAGAAUGCCAUCAUUAGGCUGGUGCUUGUGCUUUCUGGCUUUAUGGCAUGGUCAGUUGAUUGACGCGUCUCCCAACAAUGGCAUAAUGGUCACUAAGGAAAGUUCGCUCGGAACUCAAGAAACGAGCCCAGAUUCAAUGCCUCAAAAUACACCCGGAAGUCUAGAAAAGAGCCCAGAUUCAAUGCCUCAAAAUACGCCCAGAAGUCAAGAAAAGAGCACAGGACAAUCGCUUCAAAAUACGACCGGAAAUGUAGAAAAGAGUGCAACACCACCACCACCACAAAAUUCGAACUGGAAUCAAAAGAAAUGGAAACUUCAAGGCUAAUCAACCAACAUCAAUCAUCAACUGAUAUCGUUCAACAACAAAAUGUCAACAAAAUUGGAGAAUCGCCAGUACCAACAAAGCAUGAACAAGAUGAAGCACAUCCCAGCAACCCCGCAGAUAGCAGCACCCACCAACUUCACAUCUGCAGUAUAUCGACGCAUUAUUAUGAUUGUCAGAUUCAAGGAGUUCGCAUUAUUGAAGGUGUAUUACAUGGAUUUAGGCAUGAGCCAGAAAAGCAACGGAUUACGUUUAGGGAUUCUGU
This is a messenger RNA of Aedes albopictus (Asian tiger mosquito), 9051 nucleotides long. RefSeq lists its product as uncharacterized. Lineage: Eukaryota; Metazoa; Arthropoda; Insecta; Diptera; Culicidae. Gene Ontology annotation, molecular function: protein binding. Bases 8469 to 8789 code for a protein of 106 amino acids. The transcript has 9 exons. Gene Ontology annotation, cellular component: extracellular matrix. The record is from RefSeq and is a predicted model, not a curated record.